CGUGCGGCACGUCAGUAGCCUUCCGGGCGGAAGUCCGCAGCCUCCUGAGCCGCUGAUUGGCUUUCACGCUGGCGCCGGUCUGGGUCCCCGCGCCAGUUUCGGGCUGGUUGGCGCGGAAUCGGGACAUUUGGGACCAUGGCGCCCGUGCACGGCGACGACUGUAAGAUAGGGGCGAGUGCUGUGUCAGAUUCAGGGAGUUUUGUAGCUUCUCGAGCCCGGCGAGAAAAAAAAUCAAAGAAGGGGUGCCAAGAAGCUCUAGAAAAACUGAAAAAGGCUAAAGCUGGUGAGAAGUAUAAAUAUGAAGUUGAGGACUUUACAAGUGUUUAUGAAGAAGUUGAUGAAGAACAGUAUUCGAAGCUGGUUCAGGCACGCCAGGAUGAUGACUGGAUUGUGGACGACGAUGGUAUUGGCUAUGUGGAAGAUGGCCGAGAGAUUUUUGAUGAUGACCUUGAAGAUGAUGCCCUUGAUGCUAAUGAGAAAGGAAAAGAUGGUAAAGCACGCAACAAAGACAAGAGGAAUUUAAAGAAGCCUGCAGUGACAAAACCGAACAAUAUUAAGUCAAUGUUCAUUGCUUGUGCUGGAAAAAAAACUGCAGAUAAAGCUGUAGACUUGUCCAAGGAUGAUCUGCUAGGUGACAUUCUACAGGAUCUUAACCCUAAGACACCUCAAAUAACUCCACCACCUGUAAUGAUACUGAAGAAGAGAACAUCCAUUGGAGCUUCACCGAAUCCUUUCUCUGUGCACACCCCCACGGCAGUUCCUUCAGGAAAAAUUGCUUUCCAUGUCUCCAGAAAGGAGCCUCCAUUAACUCCCGUUCCUCUUAAACGUGCUGAAUUUGCUGGCGAGCCGGUACAGGCGGAGAAUACAGAAGAAGAGCAGGAGUCAGGGCCAAUGGAGUUUGAAGAUGGUGACUUUGAUGAACCCAUGGAAGCUGAAGAGGUGGACCUGGAGCCUGUGGCUGCCAAGACUUGGGACCAAGAGAGUGAGCCAGCAGAGGAAGUGAAACAAGAGGUGGAUCCUGGGAAAGGGACCAUGUCCUACUUAGGAAGUGUUUUCCCGGAUGUCUCUUGUUGGGAUGUUGAUCAAGAAGGUGAUAGCACUUUCUUAGUGCAGGAAGUUCAAGUGGAUUCCAGUCACCUCCCGUUGGUAAAAGGGGCAGAUGAGGAGCAAGUAUUCCACUUUUAUUGGUUGGAUGCUUAUGAAGAUCAGUACAACCAACCAGGUGUGGUAUUUAUGUUUGGCAAAGUUUGGAUUGAAUCAGCUGAAACCCAUGUGAGCUGUUGUGUCAUGGUGAAAAAUAUCGAACGAACACUCUACUUCCUUCCCCGUGAAAUGAAAAUUGAUCUAAAUACGGGGAAAGAAACAGGAACUCCAGUUUCAAUGAAGGAUGUUUAUGAGGAAUUUGAUGAGAAAAUAGCAACAAAAUAUAAAAUUAUGAAGUUCAAGUCUAAGCCAGUGGAAAAGAACUAUGCUUUUGAGAUACCUGAUGUUCCAGAAAAAUCUGAGUACUUGGAAGUUAAAUACUCGGCUGAAAUGCCACAGCUUCCUCAAGAUUUGAAAGGAGAAACUUUUUCUCAUGUAUUUGGGACCAAUACAUCCAGCCUGGAACUGUUCUUGAUGAACAGAAAGAUCAAAGGACCUUGCUGGCUUGAAGUAAAAAGUCCACAGCUCUUGAAUCAGCCAAUCAGUUGGUGUAAAGUUGAGGCAAUGGCUUUGAAACCAGACCUGGUGAAUGUAAUUAAGGAUGUCAGUCCUCCUCCACUUGUCGUGAUGGCUUUCAGCAUGAAGACAAUGCAGAAUGCAAAGAACCAUCAAAAUGAGAUUAUUGCUAUCACAGCUUUGGUCCAUCACAGUUUUGCAUUAGAUAAAGCAGCCCCGCAGCCUCCCUUUCAGUCAUACUUCUGUGUUGUGUCUAAACCAAAGGACUGUAUUUUUCCAUAUGCUUUUAAAGAAGAGAUUGAGAAAAAGAAUGUGAAGGUUGAGGUUGCUGCAACAGAAAGAACACUGCUAGGUUUUUUCCUGGCAAAGGUUCACAAAAUUGAUCCUGAUAUCAUUGUGGGUCAUAAUAUUUAUGGGUUUGAACUGGAGGUACUACUGCAGAGAAUUAAUGUGUGCAAAGCUCCUCACUGGUCCAAGAUAGGUCGACUGAAGCGAUCCAACAUGCCAAAGCUUGGGGGCCGGAGUGGAUUUGGUGAAAGAAAUGCUACCUGUGGUCGAAUGAUCUGUGAUGUGGAAAUUUCAGCAAAGGAAUUGAUUCGUUGUAAAAGCUACCAUCUGUCCGAACUUGUUCAGCAGAUUCUAAAAACUGAAAGGGACGUAAUCCCAGUGGAAAAUAUACGAAAUAUGUACAGUGAAUCUUCUCAACUGUUGUACCUGUUGAAACACACCUGGGAAGAUGCCAAGUUCAUUUUGCAGAUCAUGUGUGAGCUAAACGUUCUUCCAUUAGCAUUGCAGAUCACUAACAUCGCUGGGAACAUUAUGUCCAGGACGCUGAUGGGUGGACGAUCCGAGCGUAACGAGUUCUUGUUGCUUCAUGCAUUUUAUGAAAACAACUAUAUUGUGCCUGACAAGCAGAUUUUCCGAAAGCCUCAGCAAAAACUGGGAGAUGAAGAUGAAGAAAUUGAUGGAGAUACCAAUAAAUACAAGAAAGGACGUAAGAAAGCAGCUUAUGCUGGAGGCUUGGUUUUGGACCCCAAAGUUGGUUUUUACGAUAAGUUCAUUUUGCUUCUGGACUUCAACAGUCUUUAUCCUUCCAUCAUUCAGGAAUUUAACAUUUGUUUUACAACAGUACAAAGAGUUGCUGCAGAGGCACAGAAGAUUACAGAGGAUGGAGAACAAGAACAGAUCCCUGAGUUGCCAGAUCCAAACUUAGAAAUGGGCAUUUUGCCCAGAGAGAUCCGGAAACUGGUAGAACGGAGAAAACAAGUCAAACAGCUAAUGAAACAGCAAGACUUAAAUCCAGACCUUAUUCUUCAGUAUGACAUUCGACAGAAGGCUUUGAAGCUCACAGCGAACAGUAUGUACGGUUGCCUGGGAUUUUCCUAUAGCAGAUUUUAUGCCAAACCACUGGCUGCCUUGGUGACAUACAAAGGAAGGGAGAUUUUGAUGCAUACAAAAGAGAUGGUACAAAAGAUGAAUCUUGAAGUUAUUUAUGGAGAUACAGAUUCCAUUAUGAUAAACACGAAUAGCACCAAUUUGGAAGAAGUAUUUAAGUUGGGAAACAAGGUAAAAAGUGAAGUGAAUAAGUUGUAUAAACUACUUGAAAUAGACAUUGAUGGGAUUUUCAAGUCUCUGCUACUGCUGAAAAAAAAAAAAUAUGCUGCUCUGGUUGUUGAGCCAACAUCGGACGGGAAUUAUGUCACCAAACAGGAGCUCAAAGGAUUAGAUAUAGUUAGAAGAGAUUGGUGUGAUCUUGCUAAAGACACUGGAAAGUUUGUGAUUGGCCAGAUCCUUUCUGAUCAAAGCCGCGACACUAUAGUAGAAAACAUUCAGAAGAGGCUAAUAGAAAUUGGAGAGAAUGUGCUAAAUGGCAGUGUCCCAGUGAGCCAGUUUGAAAUUAACAAGGCAUUGACAAAGGAUCCCCAGGAUUACCCUGAUAAAAAAAGCCUACCUCAUGUACAUGUUGCCCUCUGGAUAAAUUCUCAAGGAGGCAGAAAGGUGAAAGCUGGAGAUACUGUGUCAUAUGUCAUCUGUCAGGAUGGAUCAAACCUCACUGCAAGUCAGAGGGCCUAUGCGCCUGAGCAGCUGCAGAAACAGGAUAAUCUAACUAUUGACACCCAGUACUACCUGGCCCAGCAGAUCCACCCAGUCGUGGCUCGGAUCUGUGAACCAAUAGACGGAAUUGAUGCUGUCCUCAUUGCAACGUGGUUAGGACUUGACCCCACUCAAUUUACAGUUCAUCAUUAUCAUAAAGAUGAAGAGAAUGAUGCUCUACUUGGGGGCCCAGCACAGCUCACUGAUGAAGAGAAAUACAGGGACUGUGAAAGAUUCAAAUGUCGAUGUCCUACAUGUGGAACUGAGAAUAUUUAUGAUAAUGUCUUUGAUGGUUCGGGAACCGAUAUGGAGCCCAGCUUGUAUCGUUGCAGUAACAUCGAUUGUAAUGCUUCACCUCUGACCUUUACAGUACAACUGAGCAACAAAUUGAUCAUGGACAUUAGACGUUUCAUUAAAAAGUACUACGAUGGCUGGUUGAUAUGUGAGGAGCCAACCUGUCGUAAUCGAACUCGGCACCUUCCCCUUCAAUUCUCCCGUACUGGGCCUCUUUGCCCAGCCUGCAUGAAAGCUACACUUCAACCAGAGUAUUCUGACAAGUCCCUGUACACCCAGCUGUGCUUUUACCGGUACAUUUUUGAUGUGGAGUGUGCACUGGAGAAACUUACUACUGAUCAUGAGAAAGAUAAAGUGAAGAAAAAUAGGCUAGGGAAAAGUAAGCAAGAAGGAACUGUUUUCUGGUAAUGAGCAAACUGAAGAUGAAAUAAAUGCAUUUCAACAAAAUUGGCUAUAAAGCACAUGUUAUUUUCCCCAUUAACUUGCAUCAUAAAAGAAAGAAUGGGGCUGCCAGGGAGGUUGGGGGAUCUUUCGAGGAGACUAGGUGAAUAACUGGGGAGGUGUUAAGGUGGAGGCUAACCCAAAUGUGGUAUUUAGGAGCUUCUGUGGUUUGGAUUUCUGAGACCUUUCCCACCUCCUGUCCUUUUUUACUUACCUUGACACUCAGCUGACUAGAUCCUGGGUACAGCAGCCUUCUGCAGCUUCAUAAUGUUGCCUGUCCUCCAAGCAGUCUGGAACAGGAUGGCAGUAGUAGAGGCUUUAGGAGGGUAUUCCUGUGUCCCAUGCUCAUCUCUUGGGCUUACCUGGGGUGUCCAGGCAGGAGAAAUAGCUUGGCUGGCCUCACUUACCAAUUUUGAAAUGCUGGAGCUAUACAAUAGUCUCAGAUCACUCCCUUUUGCCUAGAAGGAUUAGGACUGCACCUUGUUGGUACUCACAAAUUAGAGGCUUCUCCAGUCCCUGUGCAGACCUUGACUCCACUGUGCCCACAUCCUUCAGCUGGUGUGGUUUCCCUGCCUCGGUUAGCCAACCUUGACCCAGUCUCUGUUCAUAUUCAAUUCAUACUUUAAGGCCUCCCAGCCAUAAAUGAUCUCUUUGUCCUCUAAAACCCUGCAGUUCUUAAGCACUGUCCCUCUUACAUUGUAAUUAUUUGAGGACAGGGAUCAUGCUUGAUACAUUAUUGUAUGUCUGAUGGCAACUUCCUCAUGAUAGGAGCCUAAUAAAUUGUAUGUUAAAUUAAUGUUUUCUAUAAUAGAGCACUUUCUGACUCCAUCCUCUUUUCUCUGCUAUUUACUUCCUAUUAUGCCCUUCAACUGUGUCACAAAAAAUUUUCUAUCCACGUUUCCAUACAUUCAUCAAACAUUUAGCCCAUACCAUCUCCUCUUCGACAUGGACUUAGUUUCCCACCUUAAUUUGUCUACUUUCUGACAAUUACUAAUAGAGUUGUGCUGUGAUAUCAUGCCUCUCCAGAAGAUUACAUAAAUUCCAGCCUAGACAUUUCUUUGUUUAAACUUUUAGGUUAUAUAAAUCAAACUGAUGCUCUGCCAUAUUAGUGGGAUUGAGUUUGAAAGUCUAAAGUCAUACUUCAAAUGAGGACUGUCAACCCAGGCGCAUACUCCUUGCCCUCCAGAAUUUAUAUACAUAUGAUAACAGCUAGUUGUUUUCCCUGCAGAGUAUCCUCUCUUUUU
Sapajus apella (tufted capuchin) is the source of this 5732-nucleotide messenger RNA. It is a transcript of the gene POLA1, whose product is annotated as DNA polymerase alpha 1, catalytic subunit. Gene Ontology annotation, biological process: leading strand elongation; DNA replication; lagging strand elongation. The record is from RefSeq and is a predicted model, not a curated record. Gene Ontology annotation, molecular function: purine nucleotide binding; pyrimidine nucleotide binding; DNA-directed DNA polymerase activity. NCBI's taxonomy places the organism in Eukaryota, Metazoa, Chordata, Mammalia, Primates, Cebidae. The transcript has 37 exons. The coding region runs from base 136 to 4455 and encodes 1439 amino acids. Gene Ontology annotation, cellular component: alpha DNA polymerase:primase complex.